AUGGAGGAUGACAGUCGCGAGCCCGCUGUAUACCAGCCAGCGUUUGAAGAUAACGCAUGCUCAGUUCCACUCAGUCUUGUUUUGGUCUAUUUCAUUUCACGAGGUAACUCGCUGGCUAAAUAUUUCUCGAUUUCUACAGGAACACUCAACAGAGUAGAAAUGGCAGAAUCCGACUGGGACUCAGUAACUUACUUGCGAAAGAAAACACCUAGAGCGGCAGAACUGAAAUCUAAACAGGUAUCUGAUUCCUUAAUAUUAUUAUUAUGAUAAUGCAAGAUUCAGCAGAAAAGUGAAAGAAUGGAAGAUUUUGAUAAAGUAAGCUAGCUUACAUUAGAAAAAGUUAUCACUGUGUUUAUCUGAGAACUUGCAUAGUCUUUCAUUUCAUAUACUUCGUUACAAUGAUGUUAAACCCAUAGCUUAGACAGUGAAAACUGGAUUGUAAACCGCUGGGACAAGCAUGCAACAACUCUCACCAAUCCAGAGUGUAGUGGGGUACUGUCCUAAAAUUGCCAUAUGAUUUUGGGUUACCCCACGGAUUUUUAUCUUGGAACUCCUGAUCUAGAACUUGCUGUCAUAUUUGAGUGAUUAAAUUAUAUGGGAUGUGUUAUACAAACAUAGAUUAAAUAAUUGUACAUGAAAAAAUCCAUAACCUGUUUACCAUGAAUUAAUUUCAAACACAUGUAAGAACUUUCAACUCUUAAUUAAUUUCCAUCUAAAAAAGAAAGUUGGGCUAAAAAAUCCCAAAGCAAUUACACUCAUGCCAGAUCCUCUAGGGAAAAAAUCGUUCUUGUAAUAAAUCUAAUCCUACCUGGCUCGUGAACGCAGCACAUCUGGAAAUUAUACGCAACUUGUAAAAGACGAUUUCUCAAUAAUUAACAGAUAUAAUCAUAUACAGCAUAAAUAAAUGAAUAUUAAAGUUGACACUUAUAAAAGCUCUUGGAAAGUUGGAAUCUUUGGAACUCUAAAUCCUUAAAAUUCUGUUGAGAUCUUUUCCAUUUUGGCUGCAAAUGUGUUCUGAGGAGAUCCAAAUUUACUGACCAAUUUAGCCCCAACCUACUCAAAAGUCACAAUACCUGAGAUAGUUUCUAGCCAGAUUUACCUGUAAUUAAAUGGUUAUGUUCAAACAAUGUUUUUUUUGGUGCCUUUAAGGCUGUUGCACAAGCACAAAGACACGGUGGCCAGGUGGAAACAUCACAAAAAUGUAAGUUGAACAAUUGAAAAGUUUUGCUUUUGGAUAAAAAUGGCAACUUCAUUUCUUGAAUCAACCCGGAAUUACUCUACUCUUUAUCCUCAUGAAUUUCAUUUAGAAUUGCUCAUUUUAGCUUUCAAAGAAUAUUAAAAAGUAGAAUGUGACACCAUGUUGUUACAGAAGCUGAACCAUGGUCUGACAGUAAACUUGUGCAACUCUGGGUCAAGAGGUCUGGGGUCAAGAGGUCUGGGGUCAAUAGUUAACUCAACCCCCAGAUUUCAUUGUUAAUUCUCCUUAGUGUAUGCUAUAUAAUUCUUUUGAUGUUAGUUUGGAGAUUUUGAUAUUGGAUCAACUAAUAAUCCCCUAAUUGAGAUUUUUCUUUAUUCUCAAUACUUGUCUGCUUGAUAUUGUAUUGAUAUUAUAGGGAGAAAUUCUGUUUCUGUCACUCCUGGGAGCUAAGGGUUAACUCUCUUGAAUACUGGCAAUCUGUCAGGCAAGCCUUACUGGAUACUGGGGGAAAAGCUUUAAUGGACUAAUGCUGUAUCUGGGGGGGAAGCAAUAUUCCAAGGAGACCAGGAUGAGUUUGGGAACCAUAUGCACCACUUUUAAUUGUGAUAUUAUAGAACAAUGCUCAGUCACCAAAGAAUGGGAUAGUUUUGGGUAGUCACAGACAAUGUUAGUGCACUUUUUUUCAAUGGAACAGCUCAGAGCAGCUCUCCUCUGAAGUUUCCAUGAAAUUAUAUUUAAUUCUAAUCUUUAAUAGCUUACAUAAUUUGCUUUCAAACAGUUGGUGCUGCUUCAAACAAGCAGCAUUCAGCAAACAAGGAUUCUGCUAAACUGGACCGAGAGACAGAGGAGCUACAUCGUAAGUUCUUCUUUGGAAAUCACAUGUACUAGGUAGUCUGGCAAAUAGAGUUACAUCAAGUAUCAGGGUUCAUUUUUUAAAAAUGAAAUAAUUUUGUUACAAUAAAGCUCUGCAAGUUUAGCAAGGGUAAGUGAGCCAAACCCUGGAUCUUGGAGUUGGCAUAUAAGCUUUGGUGUGGUGUGUCUGUGUUAUACAGUCCUCACUACCCUUGUCUGAGAGUAGCAUCAGCCAAUAGCAGUCAGGGAAUUCUACAGCGCACAAUUACGAUAAUUUUUGUAUUGCAUCCAGGGUAAGUAGCAACACUUGAUGUUUCAGAAAACUCUGGUGAUGCAAAAACACUCUACAGUUUUCUCUUCUUCCCUGCAUAGACAUUUAGAUCCCUCCAACAGCCUGUUGCUGUUGAUGGUACCAGUACCUGCAUUUGAGAAUCCCUUUAUAUACCUCUGUGUCUGUUUGUGGAAGUUCAAGGGAAUUGCAGAUGAUGAGAUGCACAUUUGCAGUCAUUCCACCACCCUAACUACGACAACAGUUUUGGUUUCCUCAGCUUUUGACAUGCCAGCAACAAAAUCGUUUUGCAGUUAUUGUGUGUUUGAGAUUGACAUGAGAGUCUGAUACCCAGAUUGUCUUGCAGAUGAGAAAGUUUCCCUUGAUGUGGGAAAGCUCAUUCAACAGUCAAGAAUGGGGAAGAAAUUAACACAGAAGGACUUAGCAACAGUAAGAGCUUUAUGGAAACUGUAAACAAUGUUCUACUGUUUUAUGUUCUCCCUUAAAAAUUUUUUUUUUCUGUAAUAGAAAAUCAAUGAGAAGCCUCAAGUCAUUAUGGACUAUGAGUCUGGUAAAGCAAUUCCUAAUAAUCAAGUGAUGGGUAAAAUUGAACGAGCAUUGGGUGAGUGUUUCAUAUUUAACCUUCAUGAGUGUACUUUGUUAAAAAAAAAUUGUUACUGUGCUAUUUAAGCAUUACCACCAUAAACUAUAAAUCAAUGGAAAAGUUAUGAAAGGAAUUAUCCAGCAAAAGUUUUUUUGUUGUAACUUGAUCUAAUUGUAAACUGACUUAGGCACAAAACAGACGAUGACUCUGGGCAAUUUAAUCAAGUAUCAAAUCUAACCCCACAAAUUAAACUUCUGCACAAUUUCAUUUUGAAGCGGUUGGUAUUCAAAGCCAUGUAGGGCUUUUUUAACAUUCCUCUUGUUUACCUGCAAUCUUUCUGUCAAGUUAAGUUAUCAAAAUUUUACUGAUAUGCAUUACAUCAGAGACCAUUGCAGGAGAUCAAUUUUGAAAAACAGAAAAGCCCUAUAUGGGUUUUUUGAUAGGUAUCUUGUGAGCUUCAACACCAAAUUUCAAGUCAAUCCGUAAAGGUUUCAUACCCUAUUAAUAUGCUGAAGAAGACACACUUGUGUAGAAACGAAGAGGGUUUUUUUUGUUUCCAAAGUUUUGCCACCAUUUCAUGCUCUUGAGUGACCACAUGUCAAGUUUUGUCAACUCUCUGAAAAACUGGAAAUGCCUAUUAGAAACACAGAAGCAGAGUCCUAGGAGACUCUUGGAAAAAUAUGUUUUGUGGGAGACUCUCCUGCCGUUGUGCACAACUGAGCUUUGGUCAAUUCAGAAUGUUGGUAAGAAGAAGAAAUUCAAGGCAUAGGAAAGUUUCGGUGGCACCAUCAAGGUCAACUCCUACUAACCCCAAGGAGGCAGAACUUGUCAAUGGUUGCUGAAGGGUGAGCUGCGCCUCGUGUGCCACUUUUUUGUUCUUACCACAUUUUGACGUCAUCUGUGAUCUAUUACUGAACAGACGCACAGCAACUUGGAAUCUAUUUGUUAAACAGACGACAUCAAAAUGUGUUAGUUAUAAAAAGAGUGGCACAGGAGGCACAGCUAAAUGUGUCACUGAUGUUCUUACCACAUUUUGAAGUAUUCGUUUUUCAUAUGAUGAAAGAGCAAAAUGUUGUUAAUGAUGAUGUUAUAUAUGCAUCUAUCCUUCAAUAGAUCAUUAGUAAGAAUCAAUCAAAUUGUGUAUGUAAUUCAGCUUAUCAUAUAAUUACUUACUGUGACUUGUGUGACUUGCAGUUCUAUGCACAUACAUGCUACGUCUGUGGACAUAUAAGUAAAUGUACUAAUGUCUACCAUCAUCUGAAAAUUUAGGAUGUCAAAAGUAAAACUAGACAACUUGCUUAUAACAGCUAAGUUGAUAAUGUAAAUUGGCCUUAGUAAUGAGGUUCUAAGCUGACAUUAGUCCUUUGUCAGAGCACUCUCAUAAAGGACUAAUGUUCAAAAUUUCCAUUUAAGAAACUCUCUUAGGUGGCUAAUUUAAAUUAUCAACUCAGUUUAUAAAACCAAAUUAUUUUGUAAUACUAAUACCCACCACUGAGGCAGCACAAAAGUUUCUUUAGAAAUUAACCUCCUUUAUUAAAAGUAAAACUAUUUUGAUAAAUUUAAGUCAAGGAAAAAACUGCACCACAGCAAAGUCUUUCAAGGUGACUGCAUAGUGAACAAGUCUGUAUCACUUGCAAGUUGUUUGAACUUAAGAAUCAGGAGUAAAUGAAGAGUUGAUAAGGUUCAGUGUCAUCCAGUGCUGAGUUUCUUUUUUUUUCCUUUUUCUCAGGUGUCAAGCUUCGUGGCAAAGAUAAAGGAAUGCCGUUAGUUUCUGGUGGCAAGGGGAAGAAAUGA
This is a messenger RNA of Pocillopora meandrina, 4716 nucleotides long. Lineage: Eukaryota; Metazoa; Cnidaria; Anthozoa; Scleractinia; Pocilloporidae. The record is from the annotation of a GenBank genome assembly.